Trichobilharzia regenti is the source of this 3256-nucleotide messenger RNA. The record is from the annotation of a GenBank genome assembly. NCBI's taxonomy places the organism in Eukaryota, Metazoa, Platyhelminthes, Trematoda, Strigeidida, Schistosomatidae.
AUCAUAAUACGCACUAGUUACAGCGUGUUAGUUGCUUCGUAGUGUUUAUCAUUUAGUGAAGUAGUUAUUCCAUGCUUGUAAUUGUCGUGUAAAUAGAUUUAAUUUAUUUCGCCGUCAUUAUCAUUCACAGUUCUCCUAUUGCAGUGAAGUUUUGGAAUUUUGUAAACCCUAAAAUUAUAUUUACACAUAUACAUAUACACAUAUAUAUUACAGCUGCAACUAGUAUUCUUGGAAAUUAGUAAUAGCUUAAAUCUAAAAAAACACAAGAUAAAAUGACUGUCAGUCGCCCAAAACCAAGCGCUAGCCCAUCUGAUGAUUCAGCAGUCGGUGAUAUGAACAGCAAUGGGACAAGUGCAACAAGUAGUAGUAAUGGUGAAGCUCUUUGCCCGGAAACUACCUCAACAAUAACAACAGAAAGUUUAACUGAAUCCUAUACAAAAUUAGCGCUAACUAAACGACAAACAUCACUCGUGAUCGAAUCUAGUGCAGAUUUAAAUGAUCCAGGGAAAAUGUUUAUCGGUGGCCUGAGUCCUACUACAACAUCUGAAGGUCUCCGGGAUUACUUUCAAAAAUAUGGUGAACUUAGAGAAUAUAUGAUUAUGCGUGAUCCUCUUACAAAAAGAUCAAGGGGUUUUGGUUUCGUAACAUUUUCCGACCCAGUUUGUGUAGAAAAAGUUCUUGAAGCUGCUCCUCACAUUUUGGAUUUUAAAAAGAUUGAUCCAAAACUUGCAGUUCCUCGUAAACCUGGACAAAAUGCAAAAUUAUCCACAAAAACUAAACGUGUAUUUAUCGGUGGAGUUGCAACUCAGACUACAAAUGAAGAACUCAGUGAAUACUUUAGCCAAUUUGGCAAGCUGGAAUCGUGUGAGUUAAUGAUGGACAAGUCAACUAAUCGACAUAGAGGCUUUGGUUUCGUCACCUUUGAAUCUGAAGAGUCAGCAGAAAAAGUCUGUGAAAUCCAUUUUCAUGAUCUGCAUAAUAAAAUGGUUGAAGCUAAAAAAGCUGUUCCAAAAGAAGUGAUGAGUACAAAUAAUACAUUAAUAAAACAAAGACAUCAGUUCAUUCGUGCACCACUUCCUCACUUUCUACCUGGGCAGUUGAAUGGAGCAGCGGCGGCCGCAGCAGCUGCAGCUGCAACCUACACACUAACAGCCACAUCACCAAUUACAGCACGUCAGCCAAGUGCCUAUGCUUACUUGCCUGGAUAUUAUCUAUCCCCAGGUACUGCUAUGUUUUACAACCCAUCAACUGGCGUCGUAAUCAAUCCAAAUACAGGAUUACUGCCAACUACAUUACAAACAAGCCAGCUAACAAGUCCUCAAGAAUCACAAAACACCAGCUAUGAGUUACUUAGUUCCCCAUUAUUCAAUCAUUCAUUACAUGCAGUCCAACCAACUACUUUCAUUGCUUCUAAUUCACCACAUCAAAUUUUUCACAAUACUGCGAGCAGUAUUUUCACUAAUAGUGAUCAGACUAGAGGUCAGCUAAAUGCCAAAAAUACUAUCAAUAACAGUCAUGACAAACAUAUAAAUGCUAACUGCACACUAUCACUAACACAAUGUGAUGGCCAAAAAGUCAAAGAAUUUCCCAACAGUAACGAUAACCAUUCUAACAAAUUACAAUAUUUUCUCAAUUCAAUGACAAUAUCUUCACUAUUACAAAAUGGUGAAACAGCUAAUUACAGAUCAUUAGCCAGUUCAGUAAAUCCCUAUUUACAAACAGAUGUUGUGAGUCCAAAAUGUAGCACAGUAACUGUCGAUCAUCCUCUCGUGACUAAAAUUUCGCUGUAUGAAUCGCCUUGCCAUCAUCAUCAUCAGCAUCAACAUCGUUCAUCCCAACCACAAUUUAUAAGUCCACCAUCCAUUACAGCAUCUCAACAACCGUCAUUUAACGAAAUGAAUUUUCAUCGUGUAAAUGUGUCUAGUAAUAACCUGACGACUGCACAAACUCAUUAUGUCCUCACAAGUACAGCAAAUGAAAUUGGUUCUAAUCAGAAAAGAAUCUUUUCUAACCACAUACAAACCUCACCAGUCUCAAUAAUUCCAAAGAUUGAAUAUAAUGCUUGUCCUAUUAUUCAUACAUAUAGAAGUGGAUGAAGAUAUACAUAUAUCUCGCUUACAAUUUUAUGCCGCCUGUGUCAAAGGUUAAUUUCCUUGAAGAAAUUCGGACCAAUUUAUCGAACAAAACAUUGAAAUUACUCAUUUAAAUUUCGCUGAGAUUUUACAAGUAUAAUUUUUAAAAGUGAUAACCAUUUUGAAAUAUUUAAAAAUUACUAUCGAGCGCUAUAUUUUUUUAAACAUGAUUUUUGCGGAGUCCUACAAAGUGAUCAAUAAUUAUGUAAUUGAUUUAAUUUUCAGUGUUGGUAAACGGAGUUGGUUAACUCGUUCACACCUCUUUACCUUCAAGCUAAUUGGUCAUUUAUUUUCGCUUCAAAGAUAUAAGCGAAUCCUUGUUUUUUCAGCAUUGAUACUAUUACAAAUGCUAUGAUGACACUUGCAAACUGUGAUUAUCAAACUGUUUAUCAUUUUGUUGCACUUAUAUCCUUUAUCUUUUACAUCUUAUAAUGUAUCUGAAUCUUUCUUGACAUUUAUUCGUAUAUGUUUCUUAAAAUUAAACUCAGGUGGACAAUAUUGCACACAAAUGUACGAUUGGAUGCGAAAUAUCAAGAAAUAAAACUCUAUACAAAAAUCGAUUUCCUUCUACACUAGGGUACUUUUUUUUAAUAUUUUUGUUCUCUUUGUUUUUCUUUGCAUUGCUUUCACUAUCAAACUAUCAUUCACCCACAUACUAUAUCUCUAACUAUCGAUAAAUCCCAUCGAAUGUUGUAUGUUUUGAAAACUGUUUCAAAAUAAAUUCUCUUCUGUUUUUCGUGUUUCUAUGCUUAUUUUUUGUCAAAUUCUAUAUUUCCCAUUUUUAUUUGAAAUUACCAUGGAAAUUAUACAUUCUUGUGAUUUAUAUGUGUAUAUAUAUGCAAAUCUUUUCCAGGGAGGACAGUUUAUUUCAACUAUUGAUUUGGAUAAAUACAUUAAUCAGAAUUAUUUUCUGAAAAAGGAAUACACUCAAAAUCAUAGUUUUACCAAUAAGAAAAAGAACAUACUUUCUUCUUUUAUUCACAAUGGAACUUAGAUGAUAUGAGAUGUUAAAGUGUUGAAUUAUUCAUUCAUACUGUAAAAAUAAAACCUGUACUUUAUCGAUUGAUAUCCGUAAAAAUUUAUGUCGAGACUUAUUCAACAGAAUAAUAAAAACUUUGUCUCUG